This is a messenger RNA of Coregonus clupeaformis (lake whitefish), 1523 nucleotides long. RefSeq names its product RAB4a, member RAS oncogene family (gene rab4a). Gene Ontology annotation, cellular component: endosome. The record is from RefSeq and is a predicted model, not a curated record. Gene Ontology annotation, biological process: regulation of endocytosis; Rab protein signal transduction. The transcript has 8 exons. NCBI's taxonomy places the organism in Eukaryota, Metazoa, Chordata, Actinopteri, Salmoniformes, Salmonidae. Gene Ontology annotation, molecular function: GTP binding; GTPase activity. Bases 129 to 770 code for a protein of 213 amino acids.
CGGGAAGUGAGAGGGAAAAUCCAGUAGGAUUCACGGCUAUUAGGGAUUUUCCUUCAAUUAAUUUCGAAGCUGCAGUGCCUCAAGAAAAACAAUAGGACAUUGCUAGCUAAUAAAACACAACCCUUGCCAUGUCUGAGACAUACGAUUUCCUGUUCAAAUUCCUAGUGAUUGGGAAUGCAGGAACUGGAAAAUCAUGUCUUCUUCACCAGUUUAUUGAGAAGAUAUUCAAAGACGAUUCGAAUCACACCAUCGGAGUGGAGUUUGGCUCAAAGAUAAUCAACGUGGUAAACAAAUAUGUCAAACUCCAAAUCUGGGACACUGCGGGACAAGAGAGAUUCAGGUCUGUGACACGGAGUUACUACAGAGGCGCUGCAGGAGCGCUGCUUGUGUAUGACAUCACCAGCCGGGAAACCUACAACGCCCUGACCAACUGGCUGACGGACGCCAGGAUGCUGGCCAGCCAAAAUAUUGUCAUCAUCCUGUGUGGUAACAAGAAGGACUUGGACGCAGACCGGGAGGUCACCUUCCUGGAGGCGUCUCGCUUUGCUCAGGAAAAUGAGCUUAUGUUUCUGGAGACCAGUGCUCUGACAGGGGAGAACGUGGAGGAGGCCUUUGUGCAGUGUGCCAGGAAAAUCCUCAACAAGAUAGAGUCAGGAGAGUUGGACCCGGAGCGGAUGGGAUCAGGGAUCCAGUACGGAGACGCGGCGCUGCGCCAGCUGCGCUCCCCUCGCAGGGGACAGGCCGAGAGCGCCCAGGAUUGUGGCUGUUAGUGAACACGCUCAGUGUGCUCAGAUCCAAGGCAUGUUGGUGAAGACUUUGAGGAAAGAUGACAGAUGUAGGGAACAUGAUACAGAGCUCAUCAUGGCGGAGCGACUCUUCCCUGACCUUCUUUUAACUUCCCAACUUCCGGAUGUUCCGUCAGAGAGACCCACAGAGAAUCCUGGAUUCCUGGCCCCACACUGGAACGCUGAGCUUGUUCCUGGACCCCUCAGACACAGGCAGAGAGUCCUGUUUCAUCUCCUCAAGCCCUUCAAUCAUCUGGGCUGUAUUCAUAAAGCGUCUCAGAGUAGGAGUACUGAUAUGAUUAGUUUUUCCUUUUAGAUAAUAAUGAACAAGAUAACAGGGAGACCAAAUCCUAGAUCAGCACACUAAGUCUGAGAUGCUAUAUUAUUAUGGGACCUGACAUCUUACUUACACCCCUGUACUUCUACCCUACCCAUUGCAUCUUGCAUUAUGUACAGUAUUAUCUGUAUAAAGAACACAUCAUACAGUCCCUCAAAGCAGUGGUUCCCAAACUGUGGGGCGCGCCCCCGUCGGAAGGGCCAAUUAUUUAUUUAUUUAUUUAUUUAUUUAUUUAUUUAUUGUUUAAGGAACUGUCAGGCUUUCAACUUACUCUUGAAAGUUGUAAUAGCAGAAUGCACAGGGUGCAGUUUCUAAAUUGGUAGUAUAUCAGCAGUUUUCCUCUUGUCAUUGCAGACCUUAGAGCUAUUUAUAACUUGUCAGAAAUGUCCAGAUCGGCCUCC